Molecule: messenger RNA, 1007 nt
Organism: Paramecium pentaurelia
Lineage: Eukaryota; Ciliophora; Oligohymenophorea; Peniculida; Parameciidae
Source: the annotation of a GenBank genome assembly
UAUGACAAUCGUAAACAACGCUUUCAUAGCGUCAGUAUUAAUUUACUCAUUCCUUUAUGAUGCUAGACUUUUAUACAUAUUUCUUGGCAUUAUAGGUAAUAAUCAUUAUCAUCCAAUAGUUGUUUACCAGGCAUUAUCUUAUAUCUAUUAUCCUACUAUUGGUUAUGGAUCUGGUAGAAGAAGAUUAUCUUAGGCUCUUUGGACUCCACCAACUGAAGGAGUCAUUCAUAACUUAGUAGAAAUUGAUUUAACCAACACUAUGAAAUAUCUAUAGUCAAAAUAAGCAAAGUAAUAAUUAUUAUCAUUUAUUUAGAGAUUCACAUGUUACUCUAACCCAUAUCUGUAUUAGAGCUGUAGCAGAAUGUAUUAAUGUUAGUAGAAAGAAAAUAUGUGGUAAAAUUGUGUUUGGAAAAUUUGUUGAAUUUCCUACAGUUGAUAUAUCAUGUUUGGUAAACAUAGGAGAGGGUGAUGAUUUGGCUGCAUUGUUAGUUUAAAAUGCUGAUUAAAAGAACUUUGAAGAUAUUGCUGAAUACAUAAAUGGUAAAGCUAAACUAGCUAAAUAGGGAAAGGAUGAAGAACAUCAAUAAAGAUCAGGAUUACUUAAAUACCUUCCUCCAUUGUAAUUUUUACAUUCUAUCAAUUUAUAGUGUUAUUAGCUUAUUAAUUUAAGUGACAUCUUUUCUUACCUAUAAUUUGGGAAUUACUAUUAAAGCAUUAGGUUUGAAGAAAGAUUGUUUUGGAGUUGCCACAGUGACUUCUAUUGGAACACUUGGAUUUAGAAAUGUUAUUGCUCCAUUUACUCCUAUGAUGAGAAAUUUAUUGAUUGUCACUGUUAAUUAAAUUGUAGAAAAAGCAGUUGUUAAGAAUGGAUAAAUUGUUAUUGCACCUACAUUUUAAUUGAACUUUUGUACUGAUCAUAGAUUCUUAGAUGGUGGUGCUAUUGUUAAAUCAAAUAAAGUCUUAUAUGAUGUAUUUGAAAACCCAGAGAAAUAUGCAAGAAAAUGAGU